GUCGGACAUGUUUUCUCUGCCAUUGCGCUUUGCGCAGUCCACGUUUUGUGUCAAUGGGAGAGGUCAAUGGUUUAUAAUUUGCGAGCUAGUUUUUGAUAAUUGUCUGACGAAUUUGAGUAAAUAGAAAAAAUUUUUUCAUACUGGUGAAAAAAGCAUUUAAUUGUCCCCUUAGCCAAAUAGGGACGGGUGCAUCGAGGAAAAGAAGAAAAAAGCAUCUUUAAGCAAUUCAUAAAAACAACAUCAAUCUGAGAUACAAGGAACAUGGGGAAACAUGAAGUAGGUACCCCAAAAUAUAUUGCCAACAAGAUCAAGGCAAAAGGCUUGCAAAAGUUAAGGUGGUACUGUCAGAUGUGUCAAAAGCAAUGCCGGGAUGAAAAUGGAUUUAAAUGUCACACCAUGUCGGAGUCGCACCAUCGUCAACUUUUGCUGUUUGCUGAAAACGCGCACCGGUACAUGGAUCAGUUUUCUAGAGAUUUUUCACAGGGAUAUCUAAAUUUAUUGAAGAGGCAAUUUGGCACUAGACGAGUGCCGGCGAAUCGAGUGUACCAGGAAUACAUUUCUGACAGAGGACAUAUACACAUGAAUGCAACUCAGUGGCUUACUUUGACAGCAUUUGCAAAAUGGCUUGGACGUACUGGACAGUGCGUUGUCGAUGAAACUGAAAAAGGUUUGUUUAUAACAUACAUCGAUAGAGACCCUGAGACACUCGCUGCACAGGAAAAAAAAGCAAAGAAAGAAAAAAUGGACAAAGAUGAUGAGGAGCGACUUAUGGAUUUCAUUGACAAGCAAAUAGAAAAGGCAAAACAAAGUACAAAUGAAGAGGAAGGUGAAACGUCUAAGACACCACUGGUGCGCCCUGAGAACGAUACACCUUUGGUUCUCGACAUAAAAUUAAAACCAAAGCCCAAGUUACUUCCUGUAUUUCAAAUAAAACAGGAAAAGGUAAAAAGUGAAGAUCAAAACAAAUCAGUUUCAAGCAAAUUAAUUAGUGAAAAAGAUGAAAAACCAAAAAGAUCCAGUAAUGAUGAUGAAACAAAGUCUGUUAAGAAGUUAAAAAAUGAUAAUUCUCCUGCAACUGAAGGCUGGCUUAGGGAAGGUUUAAUGGUCAAAAUAACCACGAAGAGUCUAGGUGAAAAAUAUUAUAAAGCUAAAGGUGUCGUUCAAUCAGUUGGAACAGACAGUUUUGUUGGUAAAGUAAAAUUGAAAACACCGGAUGAAGUUAACGGACAUGUUAUACGGUUAGAUCAAGAAUACUUGGAAACAGUAAUUCCCGCGAUAGAUAAAGAAGUUCUGAUUCUUUGGGGAAAGCAUAAAGGUGCGAGAGCAAUAGUUAAGAAAUUGCAUAUAGAGCAUUAUAGUGUAGAUGUCGAACUAAAAAAUAAUAAGAAAAUUGUGCAGAAACUUCCAUAUGAACAAGUGUGCAAGUAUAUAGAUUGAGAAAUAAUUGUGUGUGGAGAAAAAGUAUUAGAAAAAAGAUACUGUAUAUUAGUAUUAGUGGUAACAUUCUAUAAUAUAGAUAAUUGCAUUAUCCCGAAGAGCACCUGUGUACAAAUUUAACAGCUGAAUAAGAAGUAUCAACCUUGUACAUAAGGACUUAUUCGUGCAAACUUGUAUAACCACAUAAUGUAAGUGCAAAGAAAAUUAACUUUUAUGAUAUCAUCGAUGAAAAACUAUUAAAAACCAAUAAUUUUACAGAAGUUUAUGUGACUGUUAAAAUUUAAUUUUUAAACCAAACUGUUUUCUAUGUCCGCGCCCAAUUAAAUUAUUUUAAUGAGCUCAAAAAAUUCUGAAAAAAAUCAGGAAAGUUUAUUGAAGUGUAAACUAAUUGUCCCAACCGUUUAUUGUAAUAAAAGUUGUUUAUAAUAUUUAAUUUUUGUUUUGUGAGAGAAAAAAUCUCAAAUAGUUGAACAAAAAUGAUCAAGAGUUUUUUGGGGGAUUGAGUAAUUAAUUGAUAAUAUAGCAUUAAUUUUAUUAUUCUGAUAUUUUCUUAUAUAUAUUAUUCUGAUAAACAACAUAAGCACUAUAGCAUUCUUAUGAUAGAUUAAAUUAAUUAAUAGACUUAGAAGGUAAUUUGCUCUAUGCAAAUGUAUUAUACAAGUUUGCAUAGGUCUCAUAUAUGUAAAAUAAUGUACAUUAAUAUUAUAUAAAAUGAUAUAAAUUUUACAUACAAUAUAAGAAAAAUUUUUUGUGUGAAACGUUUAAGACAAACUCUUUUAUUGAAUAUACAUUUUUAUAUUAUAUUUCAUUAAAUACAUAUCAGUGUUUAUAUACAUUACAAAUAGAAUGUAAAAUUAGAAUGUAAUUAGGGAUUUUAUCAUCCAUACAAACAAGAACGUCAUGUCAUAAUUUAAAUAUUAAAUUCUGGAAUAAUCGAUUUUUUAAUUAAAUAUCAAAUUUUUUAAAUUAAGAAAUAAUAUAAUAAUACUUUAUUCUCUUCAGCAGUACAAAAUUACCAAGAAGGGGAAAAAUUAAGAAAUAAUGUGAAAAAUAAAAUAGUUUUAUUUAAGAAAUAAAUAAAUAAAUAAAAUUUUUUAUAAGAA
Molecule: messenger RNA, 2540 nt
Organism: Monomorium pharaonis (pharaoh ant)
Lineage: Eukaryota; Metazoa; Arthropoda; Insecta; Hymenoptera; Formicidae
Gene: kin17
Product: DNA/RNA-binding protein KIN17
Exons: 3
Coding region: 262-1437 (391 amino acids)
Biological process (GO): DNA damage response; DNA replication
Cellular component (GO): nucleus
Molecular function (GO): double-stranded DNA binding
Source: RefSeq, a predicted model, not a curated record